Messenger RNA from Scedosporium apiospermum, 648 nucleotides. RefSeq lists its product as uncharacterized. The transcript has 2 exons. The record is from RefSeq and is a predicted model, not a curated record. Gene Ontology annotation, biological process: cristae formation. Bases 1 to 648 code for a protein of 215 amino acids. Gene Ontology annotation, cellular component: mitochondrial crista junction; MICOS complex. NCBI's taxonomy places the organism in Eukaryota, Fungi, Ascomycota, Sordariomycetes, Microascales, Microascaceae.
AUGGGCUUUACAACGGGAUUCGCCGGUGGUCUCACGCUGACACUUGCCGUCGCGUACUUGAGCUCGGUUGCGCAUCAAAAUGCUCGCGAACAACAAUCCUCCCUCCUCCAGCAACAAGCACGUGUUCUCGACGCCGCCCUCGACCGACCACCGGUGCCACUCCGUCCAACAAGAGCUGAGCUCGCCGCUGCUGCGAGAGCAAACUUCGUCGACAGUGCCAAGGACAGGUGGAAUUCCGACCUAGAGGGCGCAGUGAAAUGGCUUCAGAGUGCCGAUUGGGGACGGGCACGGGAAAAGUUGGAGGACAAGAUAUUCGGCGCUCCGGAAGUAGACGAAAGUGUCGAAAAGGCCAAGGCUGGCGUACUUGAGCGGGCGGCUGAGGCCAAGAAGGCCCUAGCAGACGCCGUUGAGAACGGAAUAUCGAAAGGAAAGGAUGUUGUGGACGAGAUAAAGAACGCGACUGGAAACGCAGUCAAGGAGGUUGAAGCGGUCGCGAACGAGGCGAUACAGACUGAGUCGGAUGUCGCGAAGGCGCUGAGGCAGCGUUAUGAGAAGAAUACAGCACAGACAAAGACCGUCGCAGAAGUGUUGAAGGAGCGGUAUCUCCCGUUAGACCAGCGAGAUAACACUUUGCUUCGAGGAAUAUGA